Molecule: messenger RNA, 1116 nt
Organism: Andrographis paniculata
Lineage: Eukaryota; Viridiplantae; Streptophyta; Magnoliopsida; Lamiales; Acanthaceae
Product: SKP1-like protein 1A
Exons: 3
Coding region: 122-622 (166 amino acids)
Biological process (GO): SCF-dependent proteasomal ubiquitin-dependent protein catabolic process
Cellular component (GO): nucleus; cytoplasm
Molecular function (GO): cullin family protein binding
Source: RefSeq, a predicted model, not a curated record
UCUAUAAAUACCCAUCAAAACCGCACCAACUUCAUCCUUCGCUCAUAUUCCUCCAGCAGUUACUCUCCAUCGUCUUCUCUAUCGGUGGUUACGAGGAAAUUUUCCGAUCGAAACAGAAAAGAUGUCGUCCGAUUCAGAAUCUAAGAGGAAGAUCGUUUUGAAGAGUUCCGACGGCGAGACCUUCGAGAUUGAGAAGGAGGUUGCUAUCCAAUCAGUCACGAUCAAACACAUGAUCGAGGAUGAUUGCGCUGACGAUACCAUUCCUCUGCCUAACGUGAACUCCAGGAUCCUGGCAAAGGUAAUUGAGUACUGUAAUCGCCAUGCGGAGGCGGUUGCCAAGGAGUCCGGGGAUGUAAUGCCUGCAAACAGGUCGUCUGCAGACCAAUUGAAGGCGUUUGAUGCCGAAUUCGUUAAGGUUGAGCAGGGAACGCUGUUUGAUCUGAUUUUGGCUGCGAACUACUUGAACAUCAACGGGUUGCUGGACCUGACAUGCCAAACAGUUGCAGAGAUGAUAAAGGGGAAAGCACCGGACGAGAUUCGUACUACUUUCAACAUAACGAACGACUUUAGUCCUGAGGAGGAAGAGGAGGUUCGCAGGGAGAAUGCAUGGGCAUUCGAGUGAUGAUGAUGAUGAUGAUGAUGUAGAAUUUCUCCUCCCAUUGCCCGCCUUUGAUGACCACUUCUUCCGCAACUGCGUCGACAAUAUUGUUGACCACGCCCGCCUUCGUCGUAGUUGAUGCCCUCGAAUCCUCUUUCAUUUACACCUUCAAGUAAAACCAAUUUUCCAAUGGUAGAAGCAAUGGAGCGGGAUCCCGAGCCUUCGAACAUGUUCAUUUAUGAUUGGUGUCAACUUUGCUGCCCUUUGUGUACCCUCCAAGUAAAAUCAAUCUUCCAAUGGCGGAAGCUAAGAAGCGAGAUCCCGAGCCUUUGAACAUGUGCGUUAAUUAUUGGAGUCAACUCUAUUGUCCUUUUUAUACAGCUAUUUAUUGCAGCAAUAGUAAAUGUAUUGCACAUUAUGAGGAUUAUUUUUCGUUUUUGUAUUUUGCAUUUUUUCGCACAACAAACUCUCGUCUACGUAUAUAUUUGCAAUAUGACUUGUAUGCAUCGUUGUAACUU